Messenger RNA from Solenopsis invicta (red fire ant), 2184 nucleotides. RefSeq lists its product as uncharacterized. The transcript has a single exon. Gene Ontology annotation, molecular function: nucleic acid binding. Lineage: Eukaryota; Metazoa; Arthropoda; Insecta; Hymenoptera; Formicidae. Gene Ontology annotation, biological process: DNA integration. Bases 1 to 2184 code for a protein of 727 amino acids. The record is from RefSeq and is a predicted model, not a curated record.
AUGCAACAAAUAUGGCAAUGCAAGGUCGGUUGGGAUGAGUCUCUGCCGGAGAACCUGCACACCACGUGGAAGAAAUAUUGUCAACAGCUACAUAAACUGGAAGAAAUUAGCAUUCCGAGAGGAAUCAUUGCGACGAGUUCGACAAAAAUUGAAAUCCAUGGAUUUUGCGAUGCCUCGGAAAAAGCAUAUGGAGCUUGUCUGUAUUUAAGGUCAACUAAUAACGAAAAUCAACGAACAUGUCAGUUAAUCUGUGCAAAGUCGCGUGUAGCGCCAAUUAAGAAAAUCAGUUUGCCACGUUUAGAAUUAUGUGGAGCGUUGCUGUUGAGCAGAUUGAUGGAGAAGGUAAUCAAUGCACUCACCUGGCAAGUAGAAGAGAAACAUUACUGGUGCGAUUCGACAGUGACUUUAGCCUGGAUCAAGGGAGAACCGUCUAGAUGGAAAACCUUCGUGGCCCAUAGGGUCACUGAAAUACAAAAGACCUCUACCGAAAUACAAUGGCAUCAUAUUAGAUCUGAAGAGAAUCCGGCUGAUAUGUUAUCCAGGGGAGUCGAACCGGAGAAGUUAAAUUUUAAAAGUCGGUGGUGGAAAGGCCCAGAGUGGCUAGAAAAUGAGACCGUUUAUUAUCCGCUAGAGUCAUCAUGGUUAUCGGAGAUACCAGAAGGAAGAGUGAUGUCUACGACGGUCAACGUGGAGCCCGGGUUGAGUGUUUGGACAAGGUAUUCAUCAUUGAAGCGAUUGAAGCACGUUAUCGCUUACUGCCUCAGAUUCUCACACAAUUGCCGGAAGGUUACAGACCGGUUGACGAGUUGGUUAUCGGUCAAGGAAUUAGAGGAAGCAUUGAACAUCAUAUUGAAGCAGCAUCAAAAACAGCAUUUUGCAAGAGAAAUAGUCGAUCUGCAAUCGAGGCGCCAAAUCUCAAGAAAAAGUCGAUUAUUAGCGCUCAAUCCGUUCAUGGAUGAUACGGGAUUAUUGCGUGUAGGCGGACGCUUGAAAAACGCUCCGGUGUCAUAUUCUCGAAAAUUUCCCGUGGUGUUGGCGACUCGGAAUCAACUAACCGAUUUGAUCAUAAGAGAUAAUCAUUUGAGAAGUUUGCACGCGGGCCCCGAAGCCCUUUUAAGCAUAAUCAGAGAACAAUAUUGGAUUAUAUCCGGUAGAUCAGCUGUGCGGAGAGCCCUGCGCAGGUGCAUCGUAUGUUAUAGAUUUAAUUGUAAGACGCCGAAAGAAAUAAUGGGAAACUUACCGGUUCACAGAGUGAGCCCGGGUAGAGCAUUCUUAAAUGUAGGUGUAGAUUUCGGUGGGCCAUUUAACAUUAAGAUAUCGCGUAAUAAAUCAGCCAAGGCAUAUAUUUGUCUGUUCGUGUGUUUUGCAACUCGCGCCAUUCAUUUGGAAUUGGUUAGUGAUCUAAGUACGGCGGCAUUUCUCAACUCGUUAAGACGUUUCAUUGCAAGGCGCGGUAAAUGUUUGAAUAUUUAUUCGGACAAUGGAACGAAUUUUGUAGGAGCGAAUAAUGCGUUACAAAGAUUGAGAGAGUUGCUGAGGGAUCAAAAUCAUCAAAAACAAGUAGAUACAUUCGCGACAGAACAGUCAAUUCAAUGGCAUUUUUUACCGCCUUACGCUCCCCAUAUGGGAGGCUUGUGGGAGGCGGGUAUAAAAUCCGUUAAGACACGUUUGCAAAAGGUGUUGGGAGAGGCGCUCCUUACAUUCGAGGAAUUCUACACGCUUUUGACAGAAAUCGAAGCAUGUUUGAAUUCUAGGCCAAUAACUUCCAUGUCAAAUGAUCCUUCAGAUCUCGCGGUUUUGACCCCCGGACAUUUUUUGAUCGGGGAAUCGUUAAACGCGAUUCCGCAGAUUGAGCUGACGGAAGUACCAACGAAUAGAUUGACCCGCUAUCAAUUACUUAUUAAAUUGCAUCAACAUUUUUGGACUCGUUGGAGCCAAGAAUAUUUAUCGCAAUUACAAUCAAAGUCUAAAUGGAGGAGCGCUACCUCUGAUCAGGAAAGGAUAAAACCUAACGAUUUGGUGAUUUUGAAGGAAAAUCAGCCACCUCUUAAAUGGAAACUAGGGCGUAUUUUAGAAGUGCAUCCCGACAAGGAAGGCCAUGUUCGAAUUGUAAUUGUAAAAACGGAGAAUGAUAUUGUAAAAAGACCGUUAUCAAAAAUUUGUGUCCUUCCUAAAUCGGAUUAG